AGAGCCAAAGAAAUUUAAGAACACAAGCUCAAGUUAUAUAGAUUGAUAAAAAUAUAUACUCUUACUAAUAUCAACUUAUAUCUUAGUACGCUAUUUCAAAGUUAAAAAAAAGUACGCUAUUUCAUAUAACAUAAUAAAGUUAUAAAAAGACCAAUUUGUGUCUUUCUUCUGAGUUCGUGGGCGUACUUACAUACACAGUACUGAUGGGAAGACGUGGGAUCGCCAAAGUACCGAUGCUGCUGUUAAGGAGUUGGAAGCAAGUUCAAGGACGAGCACGGAUAAGCAGCAAAGCUGCAAAACUGAAUCCUAUGGUUGUCCACUACUCUGAAGAUAUUUCUGAUCAUAGGGUAGAGAUUAAUUGUGGCGGCGAAGAGGAGUGGGUUCCACACCCACGUACCGGAAUAUUCUUUCCGCCGGGACAAGAGUCGGUGAUGGAUGGUGUCCCUGAGGGUGCUGCUUCUUUUGACAUGAUGUUUUGGCUUAGGGACGUCGAUGGUGUGGACAAACCUGAUCACGACCAUCAUUUUCCUAACUGAAACAAAAAAGUGAUAAUAUGUAACUAUAGCAAAAUAAUCCCGUGUGUACGCACGUUUGAUUAUGAUAAUUUCGUAUAAUGUAUGAUGGUUUAAUAGCAAUGCUUUCUUAAUUAAUAUCAUUCGUUGUGAUUA
Molecule: messenger RNA, 668 nt
Organism: Brassica oleracea var. oleracea
Lineage: Eukaryota; Viridiplantae; Streptophyta; Magnoliopsida; Brassicales; Brassicaceae
Exons: 2
Coding region: 204-536 (110 amino acids)
Source: RefSeq, a predicted model, not a curated record